AUGUUCAUAACUGUUGUUGCUAGGCCACCUGUUAACACAAAUGGGGACAUAUUGUGGGAUGGGAAAAUAGGUAUCUUCCCUUUUACAGAGACACAAAUACCGAUCAGAAGUUCAGGCAAUAAGCAAGCAGGUACACCAGAAUUGAAAGCAAUUACAAAAGCCACAAGGUAUGUCAUCAGGGAAAAGUUUAUUUCUGGAGUAUUACCAGCAAUUAGAUCAAAAUGGCCAGCAAAUGGAGUUAGGGACAUAUGGAUUCAACAAGACAAUGCAAGGCCACACAUAUUAACAACUGAUCAUGCAUUUGAUGAAGCUGCAACACAAGAUGGAUUCAAUAUUAGGUUAGUUUGCCAACUGGCUUCAUCAAUUCAAUUUGGAGAAUUUCCUAGAGAUAUUCCAUCUUUAAUUAAGGCACUAACAGAUGCAUAUAAUACUUUUAAUCCAAGAUUUUUGAAUUACUCAUGGAUUCAAUAUCAAUUAUAUAUGCUUGAGGUACUUAAAGUUAGGGGUGGUAAUAAUUACGAGCAACCACACAUGGGAAAGAAAAGGUUGGACAAGUUAGGUGAAUUGCCAAGUGAACUUGAAGUUCCUUCGGAACUUAUAGGUUCAACUCAUUAA
Messenger RNA from Amaranthus tricolor (Joseph's coat), 615 nucleotides. RefSeq lists its product as uncharacterized. The transcript is spliced from 2 exons. Gene Ontology annotation, molecular function: nucleic acid binding. NCBI's taxonomy places the organism in Eukaryota, Viridiplantae, Streptophyta, Magnoliopsida, Caryophyllales, Amaranthaceae. Bases 1 to 615 code for a protein of 204 amino acids. The record is from RefSeq and is a predicted model, not a curated record.